Messenger RNA from Cyprinus carpio (common carp), 6600 nucleotides. Its product is annotated as PDZ domain-containing protein 4. Gene Ontology annotation, molecular function: protein binding. Bases 2953 to 5574 code for a protein of 873 amino acids. The transcript is spliced from 8 exons. The record is from RefSeq and is a predicted model, not a curated record. NCBI's taxonomy places the organism in Eukaryota, Metazoa, Chordata, Actinopteri, Cypriniformes, Cyprinidae.
UGAGCACUAGAGUGUGUGUGUGUCUUUACAGAGCAUUUAAUGUCUUUGUGUGCCUCUCUCUCUCUCUCUCUCUCUCUCUCUCUCUCUCUGCGCUGCAGUGGGGGAGUUUAUUCAGUGGCUCACACGAGGGGACGAGACAGCAGCAACCUCCCCUCACCUGCCUGCUCGCCCCACUCCCGUCCUCCUCUCCUCCAUCACAGUGACGCUGCUCUGAACGGGACCAGAAUUUCACCCCUCAGCUGGAGGAACUGAUCCAGUUUGGUGGCUUUUUCCCAUAAACACUGCUUAAGGAUUUUCGGGAAAAGAAACAUGCCAGUAUGGAUUAUUCAAAUCCUGGCCAAACAAAAGGACGCAGCACUCUUGAGAGGAAGAAGAGAAAGAGGGAUGACACGCCUCAUACCUGACUUUCUUUCUUUUAGAGUCUGAUUUUUCUUUUUCUUUCUCACGACUCAUGGCUUUUUCAUACUUGUUGGAGACUGAAGGGUGUGUUGAUGUUGGAUGCCGUCUAGUUGAGGAAUACUUCUGAGACUGUUGCGCUAUUUUUUUUCUGAAAUCUUUCCCUCAAAGUCUUCACAAGCCGUCCUGCUCCUAUGUUAAACUCUCUGAGGUUAUUUCAGGUGAAAUAUGCCAGUCUUCUGUGUUUGCAUGAGUGUGUGUGGUCACAUUUGACCCGUCUGUGUAUGUGGGCGUACGAGGGCGACGCCUGUUAACGUCUCAGAGUGCGCUCAGUCCGUCUGGCACAUUACUGCAGCAUGAACGGCUAGCCUGUAAUCUCAAACAGCAGGGUGCGUGAAUCAACACCAGCCCUUUGACAGUUUAAUGAGGUUAAAGCGUUCAGCCGUCGUGAAGUGUGUUCAAAUAAACACCGGUUUGUUUGAGAGUCAGCAUUUGGAAAAUAUGAAUAAAGAGUUCUGUUUAAAAUGAGCAGUGCUUAAGUGGUAAUCCUGUGACAGCAUUUUUAGUGAUAGUUCCCUGAGAAACUAAACAAGAAGUGAUGAGAAAGUGUGAAGUAGACAGAAAGAGGAAAGGAAAAGCUAAUCAAAUCAGCUAGUAGUGCAAACUAGCUACAAACUGUUUCUUUUGUAAAGACUGCUGCCUCAGAUUAGAUGAAGAUUUACACGCACCUUCGGACAGCUCAGCCACCUCUGCACGAAAGUGUGCUAGCAGAACGACAAGCAUUUGUGUGAUAAUUACAUUUCAAAACCCACUGAGCUCCAAAGACAUCCAACUGCUAUCUUGUUAAGAAAGAAAUUGAUUUCUAUGUGACAGAGCACCAAUGAUCACUAUUAAGGGCUUGUGUUAUUCAAUUGAAUUUUCCUUCAUUGAUCUAAAUAAUGCAAGAUUCUCACUGUUGAGGAAUUGGGUUAAUUAUAACCAUAAUGUACAGAGCUUUAUUACAAAAUAAAAUAUAAAUGCAUAAUAGUUGUUCUUUUUGGAAACCAAAGUUCAGUGUACAUGAAGCCGCUCCUUCUAAUGCAUCCUGCUCAGUCCGAUCUUGACGGAUCUGGUGGUGUUUGGUAUCUAUGGUGGUGAAAUGUACAGAUGGGCAGGCAGUCAAGUGAAAGAUGUUUGCUGUUGUUCGCACCUAAGGAGAAGCGUUUAACACGGACGUAGGAGUGCGUGGGACUGAAUUUUCCUCAAGCGCACUGACUCUCUCACCUCACGCUUUCACAUGUGCAACCAGUUUUUACCGAUUCAUCCAGCGUGCAACAUGCAUUUUUAUCCAGCUGAGCGCAAUGCGCACUCCACAGUUCAGAGUCUCUGAGAGAUGAGAGACUGACAAGAAACACCUACGUGAAUGUAGAAACUCAAGCAGAGGUUCAAAGAGGGAGAUACAAGAAAAGCUACCGUAGUGAAAGCGGAACAGGUGGAAAAGCACAAAGCCAAAGUGAGGCACUUGAAAUCAUUCUGUAUGGAUACGUGAAGGCGUUAAGCAAACUCAAACCGCUCUUCAAUAUUCACAGCAGUUGAUCGAAUCUGGGAGAGAAUCAUGGAUUUCAGGUUUCACUGUGUGAAGAGGAAAUGUGUGGAAAAUAAUCAGUAGAUACAGUCAAGAAUUUCGUCUGCAGUUCAAUUCAAAAUGAAAAACACCUGACGCUCUUGAGGGCUUCUGUAGUAAAUAGUUGUGUUAUGAUAAAAUAUUCUGUUUUGACCAGUUGUUGUUUUCAAUUUCCGUCAAAAACUCUGGCAGAUAAAAAAAUGGAAUUAAACUGCCCACUUUUUGGAAGCAAAAACCUGAAACAAAGCCACAGAUUUCGUCAAAAACUGUGAGGCAAAAGUAAUUUUCAUUCUUGGAGAGCUCUUCCUUUAAGGUCUCUCUUGACCGAACAUUCAAUCUGUCCAAUUAUCCUUCCAUCGCUUUGGAAUAAAACACGCAACAUGGAACAUAACGCAACCACGUACAUGCAGCAUUUACUGAUUUAGGAGUAAUUUGGAUGUAGUCCCAGAAAAGCGCUGGUGGAAGUGGCCUUGAUAAAAGCGUGAGAGCAAACACAGAAGCGUUAUUUCAAGCUGAAUUCCCUGAAUUAAGCACAUCAAUGGGGACAGGAACAGAAGAAGUGCUGUACUACAACAUUUCACUUCAAGCACAAAUGGACUUUUUUACAUACUGGAAUUCAUUUGUUUUAACGCUGCCCAAUAGACUUGAGAAAGGAGAGUUUGGACUUCUUGUACAGAGGAGUUUUUUAGUUAGGUAGGAUGAAAUAGACUGUUUAAAAACUGACAUUUUUUAAAGCCAUGAGAUUUAUUCGUGCAUGUGUCUCUGAACCAGAAAUGCUUUUAAUGUGGUUCUCCUACUGAAGACCCAAGUACGUUCAUUGAACUCACUGGACUUAGCCGAGCUGUCACCGGGGAUCUGGGAUCUGCUGCUUGGCUGAAGAAGCACAGCCGUUGCUCUGUAUAGGUGAUCUGAGCAGGUCCGUGGCCUGAAGGUGUCAGGGUUCAGACGUCAGGAUGGGGUGUAACAUGUGCGUGGUGCAGAAGCCCGAGGAGCAGUACAGGGUCAUGUUCCAGAGGAGGCGGAUAAACAGCAUGCUGUGCUCUUUUAAUGGGGAGGUUGGAAUAAAGGUGAACAGUAGAGACCUGGCUGGGCUCUCUCAGGAGCAGAGCCUGCAUGCGCUGCGCUGCCGGAGGAACAUGAGGUGGGGUCCGAGGAGGAAAGCAGCCAUGCCUGGAGCUGCUGGGGGGACGAUGGUAACGACUGACUGUGUGGACAGUGGGACGCAGACAGUUAUUAGCUUCCAGCACAUGGUGACAUUAAGCAGACCCGUCCAUCACAACAGACCAGUGUCACCUCCAUCCCCUCCAUUGCCGCCAAUACCAGAGCCCUACCUCUUCAGCCAGCUCCCUGCUAUUGACCAUGUGUACUACGACCCAACGGACUACUUUGACAUCAGUCAACAUGAGGUGGACAGACAAGAUGUCCUGGAGUAUGAGGAGGUGGAACUGUGUAAAUCUUCUCAGCAAGAUAAACUGGGUUUAAUGGUGUGUUAUCGCACAGAUGAUGAAGAGGAUCUGGGUAUCUAUGUGGGUGAGGUCAACCCUAAUAGCAUUGCUGCUAAAGAUGGGCGAAUCCGUGAGGGAGACAGAAUAUUGCAGAUAAAUGGGAUGGAUGUGCAGAACAGAGAGGAAGCAGUGGCCAUCCUGACCAGAGAGGACAGCACCAACAUCUCUCUGCUACUGGCACGACCAGAUAUUGAGAAUGAGGCUGAUGAUCUAGAUUUGGAGUUGGGUGUGGGCCUGGAUCUAGAGGACUUGGAAAAUGUCUCUAACUCACCCAGCCCUCAGCAACGAAGGGAAACUAGCUCUUUGUUGAGCGACAUCAAUGGGAUCCGAGCUGCUCGGCCCAACUUGUGGCACACUGCUCUCAAUAACAGCCAGGAGCUGGACAGCGGGGUGGGUCGCACCGAUGAAAGCACACGCUGUGAAGAGUCCUCCGAGCUGGCCGAUGAUGCCACCAGUGCAUGCACAACCAAUGCCACCAAUACACCUGGCAGUUUGCGCAAGUUCCGCGCUGCUCAGCACGGAUGGGAAUACAUCCACUACAGCAACGACUCACUGCUGGGGCCAGAUGGGGUGGGAGCAGUGGAUCAUGGGGCUCCUGAAUCACUGGGCUCAGUGACCAGCAGAGUGCAGAUGCCAGGGUUAACUGAAGAGGAAUAUGAACGCUACCGAGAGCUACUGGAGAUCCGGUGCCUUUACGAGAAGAACGGAAAUGCACUUUUUCUUUUGGAUGGAAGGAACCAUGGUGGAGGAGUUGGGGAUUUUCCAGGAGCAGGUGUUCCUGUAGACAUGAAUUGUAAUGAGAGCCUGAUGCAGCACGAGAUUGCCCUUCUAGAUGAGGAAAUACGGCACCUGGAGUUUAAGUGGCGCAAUGUUUUGCGGGCUCAAAAGAUGCAGCAGUUGCGGCAACGCUGCCUAAAGGUCUGGCCAGCUGACGAAGAGGAUGACGAAGAAAAAGGAGCAAAGGCAAGGUGUGGAGGUGCAGAGGCGAUCCACCAUGACCUGUCAGAUAUCAACGAGAUCCCGGAAAGGGAACGCUCUGAUAAGGAGAGUACAAGCGCUUAUGCAGACGGCGGGGAAAGUUGUAGAAGCACGCCUUUGGCAAGUGAACGAUACCCUUCACUGUCUCCGGCUGGAGAUUCCAGUGCCUCUGCAACCAUGCGAUCUCGGACGCCCCGUCACAGAACAAGCACAAACAGGGAAAAGAAUCUAAACUUACCUUCUUCAUCGGAUGCCAAGAAAAAAAGUGAAGAAACAGGGGACAACAAAAACUCUACUCCAACAAGGCUUCGGUCAUUAUCCCGGAAUGGCGGGAGUAGUAGAAAGGACUUGGAUGGAGCACGACGGGGGUCCCAUGCAAAUGAGAGUCUCACUACAGGGAUUGUGAAAGGUGGAAGGAGUGCAGAAAACAGUCCAUACCUAUCCCGUCGCCGCUGCAGUACCACGCUGCCUCAACGCUACCAGAGUUGCAUGCAGUUGAGGGACAUGUCAACAAAUGACAGUCCAGAAGUUAGGGACGCCACUGAAGAGGUUCCUUCUCACUCCAGUACCUUAACUAGUGCUGCUCCUGCAACUUCUUUGAUUAUACCUCCUCCACUGCCUCCAUCUUCACCUCGAAUGGAGUGGAAGGUAAAGAUCCGCAGCGACGGCUCACGUUAUGUCGCUAAACGUCCGGUAAGGGAUCGUUUGCUAAAGGCUCGUGCCAUGAAGAUUCGAGAGGAGCGCAGUGGGAUGACCACGGACGAUGAUGCGGUAAGUGAAAUGAAGAUGGGACGCUACUGGAGCAAGGAGGAGCGUAAGCAGCAGCUGCUGAGAGCUCGUGAGCAACGGAGACGCCGUGAAUUCAUGAUGCAGAGCCGACUGGACUUCUUGCGGGAGAAAGAGAAGGAACAAGACUCCGGACCUCAAGGACAGGCGUCCAUACUUGAGCUGAGCCAGAAAAAGAGUAUGAAGAAACGCAGUCGACGCAUCCUGGACAACUGGAUCACCAUUCAGGAGCUGCUGGCACAUGGGACCUGUUCUGUAGAUGGGAAGAAAGUGUACAACCCUUUGCUAUCUGUGACCACUGUUUAAUAAAUGGUGUGAAAUGAGACCUUUUCACAAGGAAAAAGAUAUUUGGACUACAAAAUUCACCAAUUAUUUGUGGUUGUCUGACAAAAAUGCCAAGUAGUCACGAAACGAUGAAUAUAAAUGUACAAGACAGAAAGACUAAUUGAAAAUGAAUGUAAAUUUUCAUAAUUAACAUGAACUCUGGGAGCAGCUCUCUGUUCCUAUACACUGCUUUGAUGCUUGAAAUUUCAGAGUCACUCUCAGACUGUUACAAAAAAGCGCUAUACAAAUAAACUUGAAUUGAAGUGGUGGUCUUGAGCAUUUCCAAACCUGAUUUAAACUUUUUCUUUAAUAAACACUUCAAUCUGAGAACAUUUUAUGAUAAGAGAAAAAGUUCAAGGGCCUGUUGCUUAAACUGCUUAGACUAUUAGUCAUCUCUUGUUGGUCAGAAUAGUUUUUAAGCAGUGUUUAUGCAAUUGGCCACAGAUCUCGUGUUUUUUUUUUUGUUUUUUUUUUUUUUGAGGAAAUUACAAAGUUAACCUGGUGAUUAAGUGGUGAUUAAGUGGUGGUUAAGAAAUUGCUGCUGUUGUUUUGGCUCAACAUGUAUGUUCUUCACCUGUAAAUGUAAAAGAACAAGAAAAUUAUGAACCAUUACUUAACAGUUGACUUUUUGAGUUGAUUUCACAAUUUUAGAAGCAUAUUAAUCCAUUGAACAAAAGAACCAAAAAGCACAUUGACAACAAAAGUACAAAAAGCAGGACAUUUUCAGCACACAAAUAUAGGCACAACAAGGUAAUGUCAAGUGUCAAACACUAACAUUGUCCAAAGAAAAAUGAUUUGAUUGUGUAUUUUGUGUGGUACAUUUGUCAACACUCAAGGAACACAUCAGAUGUUAUUAUCACUCUUAAAAAUUAUUUUGUUGUCAGCUUGCAAAAUCACAUUUCAAACUUAUUCUUUGAUAUUGUAAAAAGUACAGUUAUGGCCGAAAAUAUCGGCACCCUUGGUAAAUAUGAUCAAAGAACGCUGUGAAAAUUAAUCUGCAUUUUUAAU